AUUAAAUCUCGCACGCGAGGGUGAAAUAUCGCGAUAGUCUCCACUCUUCCUCACUACGUAAUGUGCCGUGCUGCUUAUGGCGGCGCUGGUGACAGUGCUGAAAGCUGUUGGGUAUGAAGUGAAAAAGAACUGACUUUUGUACCAUCUGAAACUCCUACUUCAAGUUCAGAUCAAUCGGAAGAAACAUAUCAAGGAAAAACAAAACGAAGAACACGCCUGAAAACGACCCAAUGACGCACCUGUUUUGAAGAAAAUUCUCGACCGAACUUCACACAGACCAAACGAAGCAACCAAAGAAAUAAGAAAAAAGAACCGCCUGACGCUACCGACCAUCAACGCUAACGGCAAAGACGAUUUGUGAUCUGAGACAAGAAGUUUGUGCCUACUCAACAGCUUUGACAAAGCACACGUCCCAACGCUGCUCCAAGCCCUCCUUAUCCUCCCCGCACUUCCACUCCAUUGGGGUGCGGAGUGGGCUGCUGUCUGCUAGUUUAACUUUUUCUCUUUCUGUUAUUUCGUGCUGUUCAUCUUGUCCCAACCAGUGUUCUCACACCUGCCUUUGCCUUGUUUCUUUAUUUCUUUUGUCCCUUUUUUUAUAAUUAUUUUUGGAAGCUGCUUUUUUUUUUUUUUUUUUUUGUUUGUUUGUUUGUUUAUGUUUAUUUAAACGUGUUCCAGGCAUCUGAGGAAAACAAAACCGUGUGUGUGUGCUUAAGAACAGAGAUUCGAUUCGGUUCAGUGUUAAGUGUGACGUCAAAACACCGUAUCAAGCCAUCUAAGCAAGAUGAGUUUCGAUCCAAGCCUACUGCAUAGCAAUGGCUUUGCCAACGGCACUGGAGUGGGCCUAAGGGAGACUGGUAUGGUGGAGAAGCUGCUGAGCUCCUAUGGCUUUAUCCAGUGCUCAGAGAGACAGGCUCGCCUGUUCUUCCACUGCUCCCAGUACAAUGGCAACCUGCAAGAGCUUAAAAUUGGAGAUGAUGUGGAGUUUGAGGUGUCCUCUGACAAACGCACAGGCAAACCAAUUGCCGUGAAGCUGGUAAAGAUCAAGGCCGAAGUCCUGCCCGAAGAACGAAUCUCUGGGCAGGUGGGACCAGACUUGCACGCCUCUUCCUUUACUAUGCUGCAUGGUUAUAUACAUCCAGUUGUUUCUGCCAUCCCCAACCACCUGGAUGGAAGGUCUGCUCCUGGCCAGGUUCCCACUGGCAGUGUCUGCUAUGAGAGAAAUGGGGAGGUGUUCUAUCUCACUUACACCCCUGAUGAUGUGGAGGGUAACCAACAACUGGAAACGGGUGAUAAAGUCAGCUUCUACAUGGAGACUAACAAGCACACUGGAGCAGUCAGUGCUCAUAACAUCAUGCUGGUCAAGAAGAAACCAAUGAGGUGCCAGGGUGUGGUGUGUGCCACUAAGGAUGCAUUUGGAUUUAUUGAGCGAGCGGACGUGGUGAAAGAGAUUUUCUUUCACUACAGUGAGUUCAAAGGUGACCUGGAGGCACUGCAGGCUGGAGACGAUGUGGAGUUCUCGAUCAAGGACCGAAAUGGGAAAGAGGUUGCUACGGAUGUUCGUCUUCUCCCCCCAGGGACGGUUAUAUUUGAAGAUAUCAGCAUUGAACAGUUUGAGGGCACGGUCAUGAAGGUUAUCCCUAAAGUUCCCACCAAGAAUCAGAAUGACCCGUUACCUGGACGAAUUUGUGCAAGGAUUAAUAUCAACCAAAAGGAGCUUCUGUUUGGGGAGAAAGACACCAAGUCCAAAGUGACGCUUCUAGAAGGAGACCAUGUCCAGUUCAACAUUUCAACAGACCGCAGAGACAAGCUUGAGCGAGCUACAAACAUAGAUAUACUACCUGACACCUUCCAUUUUACUAAGGAGUCUCGUGAAAUGGGUGUGAUUGCUGCAAUGCGUGAUGGGUUUGGCUUUAUUAAGUGUGUGGACCGUGAUGCUCGAAUGUUCUUCCACUUUAGUGAGGUUUUAGAGGAAAGCCCACUGCACAUUUCAGACGAAGUGGAGUUUACUGUUGUUCCUGACAUGCUGUCAGCCCAGAGGAACCACGCAGUGCGGAUCAAGAAGCUGCCCAAGGGCACAGUGUCUUUCCACACACAGUCUGAACAGCACUUCCUAGGUGUUGUGGAGAAGGAGGCCACAGCUGCCUCCAAUGGAAAGACUAAUGCCAGCCCUAGCAAGGGUAAAGAAAAGGAAGGUGAGGAAGGUGUGAUUGUGUAUGAAGACUGUGGAGUAAAGCUGACCGUACCCUAUUAUAUCAAAGACCUUGAGGGUGGCAUCCUCCCUCAGCUCGGAGACAAGGUGGAGUUUGCAGUCAGUGAAGUAAAGCGUACAGGCCAGCAGAGCGCUGUCUCCAUCAAGAUUUUAAACCGCACCACUAACACCAAGAGGCUCCUGGGCUACAUAGCGACACUCAAGGACAACUUUGGCUUUAUCGAAACUGCCAAUCAUGACCAGGAGAUCUUUUUUCACUUCAGUGAGAUGUGUAGUAGCAUGGACAACCUGGACCUGGGAGAUACGGUGGAAUACACUCUGUCUAAGGGCAAAGGAAACAAAGUCAGUGCUGAGAAGGUCACCAGAGUCCCACAUGUGAAUGGACUGGGUGAGGAUAUCGGCAGUACUGUGCUCUCGGGAAAGGUGGUCCGGCCUCUGCGUAGUGUGGAUCCCUCUCAGACUGAAUACCAAGGACUUAUUGAGGUAACAGAAGAAGGCUCCAGUAAAAGUCAGAAUUACCCAUUCGGAAUCGUUAGCAUGACCAAUAAACGAGAUUGCCUGCAGAAAGGCGAGAUGGUGAAGUUUCAGCUGUGUACCAUGCCUCAGACAGGACAAAGGAUGGCAUGCAACGUCGUUCCACAACGUAGGGCUCUGGUGGAAUGUGUUAAAGACCAGUUUGGUUUCAUCACAUAUGAGGUAGGCGAGAGUAAGAAGCUGUUCUUCCACAUGAAGGAGGUGCAGGAUGGCUUGGAGCUCCAGACUGGAGACGAGGUGGAGUUCUCAGUUAUCCUGAACCAGCGCACGGGGAAGUGCAGUGCCUGCAAUGUCCGGAGAGUCAGUGAGGGUCCUAAAGCAGUGGCAACUCCUCGACCUGACCGGCUGGUGAACCGCCUGAAGAGCAUCACCCUGGAUGAUGCCAGCGCCCCGCGUCUGGUGAUCAUUCGACAACCUCGGGGCCCUGAUAAUUCAAAGGGCUUUAAUGUAGAGAGGAAACCUCGCCAGGCCGGUGUGAUUGACUGAUCUACUGUUUGCUGCUCCUCCCUCUCCACAUUGACGACGCCUCCGAGAAAAGAAGCAAUCAAGACUAAAAGACAGGGAGGGAUUUGCACUGUUAUAAACAUCAAUAAGAAUAAACAUCAAUAAACAUAAUAAGAAGCCACACACACAUCACCCCUCACCCAUUCCCAAAUUCCUUUCUGAAAGAAUCGAUCAUCUCUGACCUUGCAUAUUAGUGUGGUUUUUGCGCAUUCGUCAACAACUAUUCUUUUGGUUGUGUGUGUAUGUGUGCAUUUUGUGUGAGUUAUCUCAAGUAUUUUUUAAGGAAAUGUAAGUGGAGUGUGUUGCAGUGUUGGAGGAAAAAUGGGACUUGGUGGUUCUACCACCUGAUGAUGGCUGACGUUUCCAUUUCAAUACAAAAUUAAAUUGUAUGGAAUUCUGCACCCCACCCACCAACCCACCUUGUUCAACAUCUUCCAAAUCAAGUGUUUGACAGACAUUGCGCUUAUGUACCUUUACCCUUUCUUCACCUGCUCUGUUGUUCAGCUCAUGUUUUACAACCACUCUGCUCUGAAAGAUCACUGCUUAAGAUGUGCUCAUUAUCAUUUGUCUGAAUGCCCCUUCUUUCUAAUUGAAUUUUUUGAACAAGUUGUGUUUUUGUUUUUUUGUUUUUUUUUCUUUGCUUUUUUUUUUUUUUUUAAUAGCUGUGCUUGCUUCUGCACCCUCCUUCCUGCCCUGUUAUCUUUUGCUUUCAGGUGCAGAAUUCCUAAUAGCUUCUCAUAUUUUUCAGUCCUUUUAUAUUGUUUUCCUUUUUCCCCCCAUUGCACACACCUUUUUUGCUUUUUUUGCUUUUUAUUUGUAAACAUUUCAAUUUAACAUGCUUCUAACAAGAAAAUAAAAGUAAGAUUAAGGUGCCUAAAGACUCUAAAUAAAACAAAACAAUCCCAACCACACAAUAGAGGUAUACUGUUUUCCUGGACAAUUGCCAAAAAAAAAAACAAAAUCGUAGGGUGGUUAGGUUUAAUACUUAUCUGCAUCCCUAAGACCUGUGGAUAAAGUAUACUAUAUGUAAUGUGUGCUAUUAAGUUAGUGGGAGGUUUAAAAUAAAAAAAACACAAAAAAAUUUACAAAACACCAAAAAAACAACCCAAGUCUACAUAACCUGUGAGAUUAAAAAGGGGAAACAAUACAAAAGGUUUCAUUCAGAAACUCUAAGUCGGGAUUUAAUGUAGAGACUAUUUGCUGUGCUCCUUACUGAAAAUCAAAAUAUUACUGUUAAGACUUUUUUUUUUUUUUCCCCCUCUGGAGAUCAGUGGGUUACUGCAGUCUCAUCGGUUCUCCUAUAUACUUUUGUUAAUGGUCUUGAAUGAAACAAUUGAAAUAAAUGUUUUAUGAAAACAA
Tachysurus vachellii is the source of this 4606-nucleotide messenger RNA. RefSeq names its product cold shock domain containing E1, RNA-binding (gene csde1). Bases 782 to 3229 code for a protein of 815 amino acids. NCBI's taxonomy places the organism in Eukaryota, Metazoa, Chordata, Actinopteri, Siluriformes, Bagridae. The record is from RefSeq and is a predicted model, not a curated record. The transcript has 20 exons. Gene Ontology annotation, molecular function: nucleic acid binding.